GUUGCCGUAGAGACGACUGCCACUGAGGAGUCAGGAGCCCGAGAUAUCGGAAGCACUGGAAACUGCUCUUCGAUCCUUAUUUAGGAAAACGUGUGAUGAACACUACUACAGACUGUUUCCCCCUUCUUGCCCUUUGGACAACACGAUGUCUGAUGUGAAAGUCUGUUCCACUGUGAGUGGAAAUCCCUCUCCGCCGGAGGUCACAAAUCCCAAGCGCGCUGGACGUGUCACCAAUCAGCUUCAGUACCUGGAGAAGGUGGUGGUCAAAGCUCUGUGGAGGCAUAACUUCUCAUGGCCCUUUCGCCAGCCAGUUGAUGCAGUGGCUCUGCGUCUCCCAGAUUAUUAUACAAUUAUUACAAAGCCUAUGGAUCUGAGCACCAUCAAGAAGCGCCUCCAGAACAAAUACUACUGGCAAGCACUUGAAUGUAUACAAGACUUCAACACCAUGUUUACCAACUGCUACGUCUACAAUCGACCUGGAGAUGACAUUGUAUUUAUGGCACAGACCUUGGAGAAGCUUUUUUUGCAGAAAGUGUCCCAAAUGCCAAAAGAAGAGUGGGAAGUUACGACAAUCACUGCAAAGGACCCAGUGAAAGGAAGAAACACAACUGCAGGUGCAAUAAAGCAGAGAUCCCUCGUGUCAGAAGUUGUUCUCCAGCAGACUGUGACAGUCAUUCCACCUGAUGUGCCUCAAUUCAUCCCGCCCAUCCAGCUCUCUGCACAAAUUGAUGCAGUAACAAUUAAAAAAGGUUUAAAGAGGAAAGCAAACACCACGACCCCCACCUCCUCCCACAUCACCAGCCAUGAGGCGUCCCUCGCAGAGGAUCUGUCAGCACCUUGCACCAUAUUCCCAAGGAAAAGGCCCAUCAAACCUCCAAAAAAAGACUUGCCUGCUAUUGAGAGCAAGAAGAUCAAACUGUCCGAACAGCUCAGGUACUGUAACGAUAUCCUGAGGGAGAUGCUCUCAAAGAGACACUACCCAUAUGCAUGGCCCUUUUAUACCCCCGUUGACGCGGUUGCUUUGGGCUUGCACGACUACCAUGACAUCAUCAAGCAGCCUAUGGACCUGGGCACCAUCAAGACAAAAAUGGAUCAACGAGAAUAUGCCAAUGCAAAGGAAUUUGCUGCUGAUGUCCGACUGAUGUUCUCCAACUGCUACAAAUACAAUCCACCUUCACAUGAGGUCGUCUACAUGGCAAGAAAACUGCAGGAGGUUUUUGAGGCCCGAUAUCUGAAAGUUCCCCAAGAAGCUGAGGGUCUUUCCAUCCCUCAUCAGCGAGCUGACACGGGAAAAGGAGACCGAGUUGGGAGCGUGUCAACUUCAGAAAGUUCAGAAAGCGAGAGCUCCUCAGAGGCAGAGAGUCCAUCAGAGGAGGUGGCCAUGCAGCUGGCCAAUCUGGAGGAGCGGCUGAAAGCUGUCAGUGAUCAGCUGAAGAGACUCGCCCAAGAGCCCCUGCUGAAACCAAAGAAGAAAGACAAGUUGAAAAAGGAAAAAAGAGCCAAAGAAAAGGAUAUCGCUAGACUAAAGCACAAGUCCUCUAAAUACAAAUCUAUUGUAGGAAAAAUGGCCAACCGAAAGAGCUCUGCUGUGCAUGGAAGCAGACAAAAUAUUCCUGGAGUGCCUUUAAAACGUGAAGCUGAGGACUCAACAGCACCAGUGAGUUACCAGGAGAAAAGGCAGUUAAAAAUGGACAUUGACAAGCUGCCUGGUGACAAACUGGGCAAGUUGGUUAACAUCAUACACACCAGGGAGGCCUGUCUGCGCAAUUCCACUCUCGAGGACAUUGAGGUCGACUUUGAAAUGCUGAAGCCUUCCACACUGAGAGCCCUGCAGAGGUUUGUUGCAGCGUGUCUGAGGAAAUGCGACAAGAACACUGGAUACAAAAAGAUGGCAAAGCCCGCAAAAGCAUUGCAGACUGGGAAACCAAAGGAUGCCGGGACACCUCAGGUUAAAGAGAAGCCCUUGAUUAAGAAAAAAAAGCCACCGGCUAAACCAGUGGCGGCUCCCGAUCUCUGCUGCCCUUCACGUCUCAGUGACAGCAGCACCAGCAGCAGCUUGUCAUCCAGCUCUGACAGCAGCAGCAGCAGCAGCAGUCAUUCAACCACUUGUGAUAGCAGCGACUGUGACUCAGUGCCAAAAACAAAGAAGCCAAAAAGUAAAGACUCUUGCCAAAAGGUUACGAAAAAGCCAAAGGUGACUUGUGCUGUAAGUGGCAAACAGAUCUCGGAGACAAAAGCCUCGGUCAAGAUCUGUCAGCCUUCAGUCGCUGUGCAGUCCUCAGUGGCAGAACCCAAAGUCCACCCGACAGACCGGACGUUCUCACCUCCAGAUUUGUCUGCGCUUUUAUCCCCCAUGGCUUCCCCAGGAGUGAUGCUGGACUGGGCGGCCACCAGAUUUGAGCAGGGCCCGGUGCUGUCCCCUCUGAAGGACAGCCCACUGCAGUCCAAAGAUGAGACCCGGUCCAAUUUCAGAGACCCUGAGGAUUUUCCUCACAGUCAGCCAACUAUUGUGCUUCACACCAACACAGCAAGUAAAUCUGCUGACGAGGAAAAAAAUCCCAAAAAGGAUGUUGUUCUAAAAAAUGCUGAGUCUUGGGCGAAGUUGGUGAAGCAGUCAGUCACUGCAGCUGCAAUCAAGUCCUCGAAGGAGAGCUUCCAGCAGUUCCGUAAGGCCGCCAUAGAAAAGGAAGAACGGGAAAAAAAAGCACUGAAGAAGAAACAGAUGGAGGACAACAAGGAGAAGGAGGCUACAGAAAAGAGCAGCUUACCGGACUCAUAUAAAGCGGAGACAAACCCACAACCUAUUAAAGAGGAUCCUGAUUCACCAGAGAGCGUUUGCACAGAAGCUGCCCUCGGCGCUCUUCAAGAUGCCGAGCAGCAGAAACCGAAGUCUCCCACAGAAACACAACCUCUGACCACACUGUCCCCGGUGGACAGCGAGAGAGAGAUGGCCCGCAAGAAGGAGCAAGAACGACGUAGGCGAGAGGCGAUGUCUGGUAUCGACAUGACAAUGCAGCGGGACAUCAUGACCACAUUUGAGCUUAACCUGGACUAAAAAGAAACUGGGAUUUACCUGGAAAAAUAGCAAAACUUCUGUCGUCUCAGUUUAAUAACUGGAGCUGCUGGUUCUUUUUCGGGCACAAAACUUGACUUCACAUCGACCCUAUGUAUGUUCUUGUCUUUGAACUGGAUGGUAAAUGUUUGCACUGACGCACUGUUGAAUUUGAGAUGAUUGGGGUGACGCACUGUCGAAACUAGAAUCAACAUUUGUGCGUCUUUUUCUGUUGUCUUCACAUUUUGGAUGAAUCCUCCCACAGCUGAAAGUUGUGUAUAACAAGCUAAUGAAUGUAUCCUUCACUGUAGUUAAAAUGCCGCCCUGUCCUGUUAGCUGAAAUGUGCAGUGUUGUUCAGUUCUGCUGUUAAUUUAUCCCAUUUGAUGAAUCCUUACAAACGUUUUUCAUUUUAUCGUGACCCAAAAAUAUACUAAAUGUAGGCAAAACACUGGUUUAUAUGUUUAUGUCACAUGCACGCAUGACUUUUCUUUCAUUAGAAAACAUUUUUGCACACAAUUUAAAACUUUGACCAAAGGUUGAUAAGUCCUCGUCAAAGUUUCCAAAGUGGAAUUGAAGUUCAGUUCCUUAUUUGCUCAACUACUUGAAAAUGCCACACGUGUUUACAAACAUGUGUUUACUGUACACGCACUGCACUUUGUUCAUACAGUUCUGGCUGUUCCAAAGCUGCUUUUGGAGAUUAUCAACACGUUCUGUAUGUUCCAGUUUGUAUAAGCUGAAUAAAUAAGAAUUUAUU
Messenger RNA from Plectropomus leopardus (leopard coralgrouper), 3807 nucleotides. RefSeq names its product bromodomain testis associated (gene brdt). NCBI's taxonomy places the organism in Eukaryota, Metazoa, Chordata, Actinopteri, Perciformes, Serranidae. The record is from RefSeq and is a predicted model, not a curated record. Gene Ontology annotation, biological process: regulation of DNA-templated transcription; chromatin remodeling. Gene Ontology annotation, cellular component: nucleus; chromatin.